Acipenser ruthenus (sterlet) is the source of this 5541-nucleotide messenger RNA. Its product is annotated as RUN domain-containing protein 3A-like. The coding region runs from base 298 to 1650 and encodes 450 amino acids. The transcript has 12 exons. The record is from RefSeq and is a predicted model, not a curated record. Gene Ontology annotation, cellular component: cytosol. Lineage: Eukaryota; Metazoa; Chordata; Actinopteri; Acipenseriformes; Acipenseridae.
GGGCUUUCGACAUCCGGCGAGAUCUUUCUUAGACAGACAACCGCACAUCCCAGCACCAAGGACAGCGGCGGUCCUGCUUUUAAAAACUAGAUCUACGCCUUAUUGUUUGGGAUGUGCCUGGAAUGCAGCCGGGGGUAGCUUGAAUCAAGCGAGGCUGUUUUUCCCCUGUUCGCCCCUUGGUGGAUAUACAGAAGGUUGUUUACCACUGACAUCUCUCCCUACCCUCGGAGCCUGAGCGAUCUGUGUGUGGUGUAACUGGGAGGGGUUUUAUUGGGACCGUGGCUCUCUCAAGGUUGAAUGGAACCUAGUUGUAUCCAGUCAGCGAUGGCUAUGGGGUUAUCCUCUAAAAAAACAUCUUCUAGAAAUACUGCAGUUGAACGAAAAAACCUCAUCGCGGUUUGCAGGUUUUCAGUGAAGACGCUACUGGAGAAAUACACAGCAGAGCCGAUCGAUGACUCAUCCGAGGAGUUUAUCAAUUUCGCAGCCAUUCUAGAGCAGAUACUGAGCCAUCGGUUCAAAGGCCCAGCCAGUUGGUUCAGCUAUGACGGUCAGAGGAGUUUUUGGGAUUUCAUCCGAUUGGCUUGUGGCAAAGUCCCGAACAACUGUGUCACCAGCAUUGAGAACAUGGAGAACAUUAACACUUCCAGGGCAAAGGGCCGUGCCUGGAUCCGAGUGGCACUGAUGGAGAAGCGCCUGUCUGAGUACAUCGCCACAGCGCUGAGGGACUCCAGGACAACCAGGAGGUUCUAUGAUGAUGGUGCGAUCAUGGUGAGAGAGGAAGCCAUGGUGCUCACGGGGAUGCUGAUUGGUCUAAGUGCGAUAGACUUCAGUUUUUGCCUGAAGGGUGAGGUAAUGGAUGGAAAGACGAUCGCAGUGAUUGACUACACCCCCUACCUGAAGUUUACCCAGAGCUAUGACUACCUGAGUGAUGAUGAGGACAGGCAGAGUGUGGACAGCAGCACCAGUGACGAGAGCAUCUCAGAGCACCCCUACCUCCCCCUGGUCCCCGACGACGAGAGCUGGGCCAACAAGUGCCGCAAGAUGGAGCAGAAGUUCAAGAUCGUCUACGCACAGAAGGGGUACCUGGAGGAGCUGGUCAGGCUGCGGGAGUCCCAGCUCAAGAACCUGGAGGUCGAGAACAAGCAUCUGCAGCUGCGUGUGGAGGAGAUGAAGGUGCAGAAUCAGCUGGAGAAGAAAGAGAUGGAAGGCAUCGUGCUGGAACUGCAGGAGCAGCUGACUGGCCUGAUUCCCUGUGACUCCAAUCAUUUGUCUAAAGAGAUGACUAUCCCACUAGUGAACCAGUGGCCUUCUCUGGGAGCCUUCAAUAAUGAAGAGGACGUCAAGCUCUACAGAAGAAGUUACCACAGCGCAGAGCAGCUCUCCGCAGAGAUCAGUCUGGACUCAGACUCCCAGAAGAUGGAAGGGAAGCAGAAUGGACAGUCCUGGUGCACUGCAGGAAACAAGUUUGCAAAAAGCCAUGCUGGACAGGAUACUCCCGAGAGUGCAGAGAGCAGGUGGAGAGAGAGGGGAGCGGGGCGCAGUAUGGAGGUGCAAUGGGAACAGAGCAGGAAAAAUAAUCAGACUUGGCAAAGACUAUACCCCGUCAAUGCUAGGUCUGUGCGGCUCUCUGGCUUCUAUCCCCAGCUGUAAGUCUCUGCCCAGCCUGAAGUCCAGCGAGUGCCUGGUCCCUGUCAGCACUGAAGCCAGUCCAGCCCUCUCCCCCAGCUAAGGGAAGGGCAGGGCUCCUGCUUGCAUCGCCACCCUGCUCCUAGCUCAACUCCGACAUUCCUAUCAAGACCACUGCUCUCUGUUCCUGUGGGGCUGUUUCAAUCCUGCUUUGAAUGACAGAGCUCCGACCUGCCAUGACCCAUACUGUCUGUAUCUGCAGCCACUAUCUGUCCAUCUGUCUGUUAGGGAUUAGUUAUGGCUAAAAUGAUUUGCCCUUUAACCUUUUUUUUAAAUUUUGACUUUGAAUGGGUUUCUGGCAUAGCAAACAGUGCCCUCCGGUGGACAAAUGUUUUAUAAUUUACUGCACACAAUUCCUGUCUAUCUGUCUAACCUUCUAUCUGUCUGUCUAUCUAUCUACAGUGCCUUGCAUAAGUAUUCACCCCCCUUGGACUUUUCCACAUUUUGUAGUGUUACAACCUGGAAUUAAAAUGGAUUUAAUUGGGAUUUUUACCAUUUGAUUUAUACAACAUAUUUAACACUUUGAAGGGGCAAAAUAUUUUUAUUGUGACACAAAAGUUAAUUAAACAAAAAAAAGACAUUUGUUGGUUGCAUAAGUAUUCACUCCCCUGAGUCAAUACUUGGUAGAAGCACCUUUGGCAGCAAUUACAGCUGUGAGUCUUUUUGGGUAAGUCUCUACCAGCUUUGCACAUCUGGAUCCUGCAAUUUUUUCCCAUUCUUCUUGGCGAAAUUGCUCAAGCUCUGUCAAGUUGGAUGGGGACCGUUGGUGAACACCAAUUUUCAAGUCUUGCCACAGAUUCUCAAUCGGAUUGAGGUCUGGGCUUUGACUGGGCCGUUCUAAGACAUUCAGGUUCUUGUAUUUAAACCACUCCAGUGUAGCUUUGGCUGUGUGUUUAGGGUCAUUGUCCUGCUGGAAGGUGAACCUCCGCCCCAGUCCCAGGUCUCUUGCAGACUGAAACAGGUUUUCCUCUAGAAUUUCCCUGUAUUUGGCUCCAUCCAUCUUGCCCUCAAUCCUGACAAGUUUCCCAGUCCCUGCCGAUGAAAAGGAUGGUGUUCUCAGGGUGAUGAGCAGUGUUGGCUUUGCGCCACACAUAGCGUUUUGCGCUAAGCCAAAAAGUUCCAUUUUGGUUUCAUCAGACCAGAGAACCUUUUUCCACAUGUUUGCUGUGUCUCCCACAUGCCUUUUGGCAAAAUCCAAACAGGAUUUGAUAUGGGUUUUUUUCAGCAAUGGCUUUCUUCUCCAGCUCCUUCAGAGUUACCAUUGGCCUCUUGGUUGCUUCUCUGACUAAUGCCCUCCUUACCUGGUCACUGAGUUUUGGUGGACGGCCAUCUCUAGGCAGAGUCGCGGUUGUGCCAUAUUCUUUCCAUUUUUUAACAAUGGAUUUAAUGGUGCUCCGGGGAUGUUCAAAGUUUGGGAUAUUUUUUUAUAACCCAACCCUGAUUCGUGCUUCUCCAGAACUUUAUCCCGGACUUGUUUUGAUAGCUCCUUGGUCUUCAUGAUGCUGUUUGUUUAGAUAUGCUCUCUAACAAACUUUGGGGCCUUCCAGAAACAGGUGUAUUUAAUCUGAGAUCAUGUGACACUUUAAUUGCACACAGGUGGACUCCAUUGAACUAAUUAUGUGACUUCUGAAGGCAAUUGGUUGGACCAGAGCUUAUUUAGUGGUGUCACAGCAAAGGUGAAUACUUAUGCAAUCAAGACUUUUCAGUUUUUUAUUUGUAAAUAAUUUUGAAAAAUAUGUAGAUUUUUUUCCCCACUUCGACAUUAUGGACUACUUUGUGUAGAUCAGUGACAAAAAAUCCUUAUUAAAUCCAUUUGAAUUCCAGGUUGUAACACUACAAAAUGUGGAAAAGUCCAAGGGGGGUGAAUACUUAUGCAAGGCACUGUAUCUAUCUAUCUAUCUAUCUAUCUAUCUAUCUAUCUAUCUAUCUGUCUGUAGGGAAGAUUCAAUAAAAAAAAAAAUUAAAAAAAAAAAAAAAACUUUUUGCUGGGGAAGUCCACAAAAUUGGAACAGGUUAAAGAACAGACAAAGUUGCAAAGAGCCUUGCUGAUUUAAAUAUUGCAGCAGUCGUGUACUGUAUAUGCAAUAAAUGUUAACUAUACGAGGAGGUCAAUUUUAGUGGGAUGAUUGUGCUUACAAUAGUAAUAGGAUGAUUGUGCUGUACAGUAUUAAUGGGAUGAUUGCGCUGUACAGUAUUAAUGGGAUGAUUGUGCUCUACAGUAUUAAUGGGAUGAUUGCGCUGUACAGUAUUAAUGGGAUGAUUGUGCUCUACAGUAUUAAUGGGAUGAUUGCGCUGUACAGUAUUAAUGGGAUGAUUGCGCUGUACAGUAUUAAUGGGAUGAUUGCGCUGUACAGUAUUAAUGGGAUGAUUGUGCUGUACAGUAUUAAUGGGAUGAUUGCGCUGUACAGUAUUAAUGGGAUGAUUGUGCUGUACACACAGCAUGUGUGUUUGGAAGCUGCCUGUAUACUUUGUUACUGCCCUGUUCUCUGCAACCAUUCGGUCUCAUUUUCCAGAGUAUAUGUGUAAGGGCUCAUUGAAUAUUAACACUUGGAACUUGUUUUUGCUAACACAGUGGCACAAUCUCUUGUCUCUGGAAAUGUGAUCAAAUAGCGCCAUAGAACUGGAAGAUAGCGCUGUAAUAAAGCUGUACUCCCCCUGCCGCCCCCCCCCCCCCUCCUCCUCCUCUAGAUCUAUCAGUCUGUCUGUGUAUACCUCCGCAAUGUGGAUAUCAUAACUGCAUAAUCAUAUUACCAUAUAUACUUAUACAUGUACAAGUCACAGGGCAGUAUGAGACUUGGAAUACUUCUAGGUAAUCAGAAUCCAUUGCUAGUAGCAACUUGCAAUUUUCUUCUGGAUUUUAGAUUGCAAACCAUCUGAUCUGAAGCCCCCAGCCUGGAUUAUUUAUCAAUACGUCUAUAGAGCUGUAUACACCAUGCUGCCAAUCUCUUAGAAAUAUACCUGGAGCUGCACUUCCAGCACCAGUGCUGGAUCCUGCUUACCUUUUCCAGGGACAUUGCUCUGAGAUUGGUCCACUUCUUUAGGGUUAUCCCAAGAUUGCAACCUUAAAACAGCUUGUUCUGUAAACAGUUCUACCCGGCGGGUGCCAUUUGCUGAGCUGCCAUCCAAAAAGGUGAAUUUUGAACCUGCGUAACCACGCGGUUUCGCAGACAGACAGAUGUGUGCUAUGAGAUACACUGGUUAAUGCCAGUGGGACUUCUAGACUCCAAGAACCAAUGUGUGUCCACACAGCAGCGUCAUGUGAGACAGAAUGCCUUUGCCAUUGGACGAGUGCGUCUUGACAGGCAGUUCUAGUAGAGUGGCAGCGUGGUGUGUAUGACUUUAUAUACAGUACAGACAUAUUCAAAGGGGUGCUAACUCAAGUCUUUAAAAUCCAUAUUCUUUCUUUUUAACAUUAGUCCACUCAGUAUUAUGCGGAAGGUCUUUUGUUUUAUUUUUAUUUUCUUACUUUAGCACUUCCUGUGCUGUAGGUCAGUUUAACUUGCAUGGUCUAGCCUCACUCCUGUGAUCCAAGCCUCACUAUGGGUGUGACCUACAACCAAGGAAGUAAUAAGGCAACAUCAGGACCUUAUGUAUAUCCAUGGUGUUGUAUAUUUAAUUAAAGAACAAAAAGAUCUUACGGUAAUGGGUUAAUGUUUGGAUUUUAAAGGCUUGGUUGUCACUUCUUUAAGAGUUCUGUUUGGGUAAACACAAAGAAAUGUAAUGUAAAUUAAGUUCAGAAUGUUAUAGGUGAUAUUUUAGAAUUAGAUUAAGUAAAUACACCUGUAUGAAAAUGUAAAGUGAUUGUGAUUCAAACAUUUGAUGGUCAGUAGUUACAAUAAGACUGAAACUGAGUAA